Seriola dumerili (greater amberjack) is the source of this 1233-nucleotide messenger RNA. It is a transcript of the gene mzt2b, whose product is annotated as mitotic-spindle organizing protein 2-like. The record is from RefSeq and is a predicted model, not a curated record. NCBI's taxonomy places the organism in Eukaryota, Metazoa, Chordata, Actinopteri, Carangiformes, Carangidae. The transcript has 5 exons. Gene Ontology annotation, cellular component: centrosome; spindle. The coding region runs from base 81 to 701 and encodes 206 amino acids.
ACGUAUUCUUGGCGCGCCUCGCCUGUCUCCAGCAGGAGUAUUGUAGCUCAUCAAUGUUAGUUUAACGGUAUCCAUCUCCAAUGGCUCAACAACCACAACAAACCGUUCCCUCCGCCCCAGACUCCCCUGCGCUCGUAGUCACCUCCAACGUGCAGAAAUAUGCUAUUAAGAAGAAAAAAGUCCUCAGUGCUGAAGAAACUGAGCUGUUUGAACUGACCCAGGCUGCAGGCAUCACUGUAGACCAAGAGGUCUUCAAGAUCAUAGUGGACCUGCUGAAGAUGAACGUGGCUCCUCAAGCAGUCUUCCAGACUCUGAAGGCGAUGUGUGCAGGUCAGAGAGUGGCCGAAAGCUGCGCCGGAGAGUCCUCAGCUGCCUCCCACACCACGAGCAUCACCACAGCACCAGCAGAGCCCAGAGAAGAGGACUCUUUGGUCUCUGGAAAGAGCCCAAAGCCGCCUGCAGCUGCCCCCUCAGCAUCUGGCCCCAGAGCCACAAGGGUCAACACUAAGAUUGUGGUCUACGGCCCCCAAGACUCUAGCUCUCCUCACUCUCAAGUGCGCAGUAAAGCUGGAGCGAGUCACGGUGAGAAGAGCAGAGAGGCGUCCAGCCAGCGGGUGCAGCGGCAGCCCAGCGCCACCAGGGGGCAGAAGACCAAGAGCUCCGGCAGCAGUAGUUCCUCCUCUCAGAUAAACUCCACAUAAGACUCAGGCCAAUGUGAGGCCAUUUGUAAAUAUGUAGUUUUUCUUUGCGUUUAUCUUUCUUUUUUCUUUUUUUUUUUACUGUGUAGCCUGUUUAAAGGGUUAGUUCACCUAAAUUACUGAACAAUGUCCAGAUUGAUCCGGAUAAUCCACGGAUGUCAGUGUGAACAGGUUUUUCGAUAUUUCUUUCUGGUUCAAAAUAGUUGCAAAGAAAACUGUUCACAGCGAGGUCUGUGAUGAGCCACAGAUAUCUGAAAACCUUGGAAAAUAAAACAGAAGCUACACGCAUCACUGGAUAGAUACCAUGGAUGUUAAUUGAGAAAAUAUGGAAAGUUUUCUCUCUUUUUCUCUUUCUUUUUUGUUGAAUUUGGGUAAAUCCAUCCUUUAAAGUUCUAACACAAGGUAAGACAAGUCCUCAUUCCUGUUCUGGUUACUGUAAGUAAUGUGCCAUGUAAAAUUCAAAAGUCCUACUGAAAAGAAAUAAAAGACAGAUUUUUCAAUGUGCAACUUUCUAUAUCACAAUUAAUCCUUAAUA